Messenger RNA from Coregonus sp. 'balchen', 2211 nucleotides. The record is from the annotation of a GenBank genome assembly. Lineage: Eukaryota; Metazoa; Chordata; Actinopteri; Salmoniformes; Salmonidae.
CCAUUAGAAACCAUACUAGCUAGCUUAAAUGUAUUAUCUCAAAUCUAUGUUUUCUUGUCUCGAUGCAUCGGUGUAACAAUGUUAGGUCAUAAUCAUUACCCAAACGUAGAAAAGUCACAACUGGUGAACUAUGUGGAGGAUUAUUUGGAAUGUGUUGAGUCCCUGCCUUUGGAUAUACAAAGAAAUGUCUCUCUGCUACGAGAAAUUGACUCAAAGUAUCAAGGUAUUGUUUACCCUUUCGUUGUUUUGGUGGUUUUACUUAAGCGUUUGACGAUAAAAUCGUAAAAAAUGAGUGCGCUGUAUUGACCAGUGCACGAUUCACUUUAGGCAGCUACAGUAGCUAGUUAUGUAAUGCCCCACACACUAGCAGCUAGCUAACGUUAGCUAGCUACUAUUGAACGCUAGUUUUUUUCUUGCUGAAAUAUAACGUUAGGUUCGUCUAUCGAGUAGCUAUGUAUGCCUUCAAUUUGUUAUCCAUAACAACAACGUAUCCGAAGUGAGGUCCAAGUUGGCUCGAUAACAAUGAGAUUGAUAUCCACAGAUCAGCCAUUUUGGCAAGAGGGGCGUUAUUGUGGCGUUUAGCGGCUUACUUAAAGAGUUGGUAAACCUUUUAUUUGCAUGCGUUUUUAUAUUUACUUUGCAAGGGAUGUUGACUUAUUGUAGACUGUGUUUGCUAGCAAGUGUUACAUUCGUAGUACAAAGCUCCGUAGCUAUUAGCUAGCUUAGCUCAAUAAACUGAUCACUCUGCUUGCUAGAGAAAUAGCGAAAUGGUCAUGGUUGCAAUCCGCCGGUGAUGAAAAUGUGCCAUGUACGAGAAGGUGAUUUUGCCAGUACUUCGUCUGACAGUUGUACGCCCAAGUGUUGUUGUAGUCGUUUGUGUGUGAUCCACUUUAGUAAGAAAAGAGGGACAACCCCCUGACCAGGGCUGUCACUAGUUACCACAGCCAAUUGUCUAUAUCGUACAAAUUCAUGAAAACAAAAAUUCGCUUUUUACUAUUAAUUUAAGGUUAGGCAUAAGAUUAGCAUUGUGGUUAGGUUUAAAAUCAGAUUUUAAGAAAACAAUUGUAGAAACAGGCGGGGUUUAUGACUUUGUGGCGUCUAGUGACGACCCCUGAUCAGGCGGAAAGUGUCGUCACUUCCUGAAUAUAAACCAAUGCGGAAGUAGGAAGGAAUCUAUAAAUUCAUAUAGCUCUUCCGUCUUAUUACUAGUUUGUCAGAUUGUCAUUAGCUGAUUUCCAGUGCUCCUACAGUUUGCAGCAGCUAUUAUAUAUGCAUACAAUUGUGCACACCAGGGAAAUUCGUAAAGAAUUUAACCCCCGGUUCCUACCAGGAGCUUCAUUGAGUAGGUAAACGUUUCCUCUAGCCUCUGACUGACACAGCGUCAGAUAUUAUUGUAUUCCCGAUGAUAAUUUCUCAACUCCAAUAGUAACUCAACAAUUGCAUAAGACACCCAUCCUAAUAUUGAACUCUUCUCAUUCUUUGUGCUUUGCAGAGGUCCUGAAGGAGGUUGAUGAUGUCUACAAGCGCUACCAGGGCGAGCGGGAUGCGGCACAGCGUAAGAGGCUUCAGAUCCAGCUGCAGCGGGCCCUCAUCAGCAGCCAGGAGCUGGGCGACGAGAAGAUCCAUGUGGUCACCCAGAUGACUGAGCUGGUAGAGAACCGUUCCCGCCAGAUGGACUCCCACUCCCUCUGCCUCCAGGAGCCCAGCGAGGCCAGCGAGCGGGAGCGGGUCGUCACCGAGCGGCGCUCCGGUUCCGUCCAGGAGGCGGUGGUGUCCACGCCUGCUGAGCGCUCCUCUGCCCGCCGGCCGAGACGCCAGCGCAACAGCGAGAGCCGCGACUCCAACCAUGCCUCAGGGAAUGGAACGGUGAUGGAUGACCCAGCGGACGAGCUUCCUGUGCAGCCACGGGAGAAGAGGUCCAAGUCUGCCAAGAAGAAGAAGCGCAAGGCCAAGCAGGAGCGCGACGCCUCGCCUGUGGAGUUCACCAUCGACCCCAACGAGCCCACCUACUGCCUAUGCGUGCAGGUGUCCUACGGCGAGAUGAUUGGCUGUGACAACGAUGCGUGCCCCAUCGAGUGGUUCCACUUCUCCUGCGUGGGGCUCACCUACAAGCCCAAGGGUAAGUGGUUCUGUCCCAAGUGCAGAGGGGACAAUGAAAAGACUAUGGACAAAAGCCUGGACAAGAACAAAAAGGACCGGAGGUCCAGGUAG